GUAUCUAACGAAUAAAGUAGAUCGUUGCGUGACCGGCUUAGUGGCUCAACAACAGUGUGUUGGUCCAUUACAUACCCCUCUAGCUGAUGUUGCUGUGACAGCCGUUUCACAUUUUUCCAUGAAAGGCAUUGCAACUUCUAUUGGCGAACAACCAAUUAAAGGAUUAGUGAAUGAAACAGCUGGUGCUCGAAUGACAGUAGCCGAAGCUCUUAGUAAUCUGGUAUUUGCGAGAAUUUCUGCAUUACGAGAUGUCAAGUGUAGUGGCAAUUGGAUGUGGCCAGCAAAACUUCCAGGCGAAGGUGCAGCACUCUACAAGGCUUGCUCGGCAAUGUGUUCACUGAUGAAGGAACUUGGAAUCGCAAUUGAUGGUGGUAAGGACUCGCUCAGCAUGGCCGCACGGGUAGGCAAGGAUAUUGUCAAGGCACCCGGUACUCUUGUCAUAUCUUGUUAUGCACCAUGUCCAGACAUUUGUCAGAUAGUCACUCCGGACCUUAAACUACCUGCUACGGGACGAGAAGGUUGUUUGUUCUUUAUUGAUUUGUCUUAUGGCAAGAAUCGGCUUGGAGGAACGGCCCUGUCUCAGGUUUAUUGUCAAUUGGAUAAUGAUGUACCCGACGUCGAAAAUCCGCAAGCUUUAAAAAAUGCCUUUAAUGUUACGCAACAACUAAUUACCGAUAAAAAGAUCUUUGCCGGUCAUGACAUUAGUGAUGGUGGACUCAUUACUUGUCUUCUAGAAAUGUGCUUUGCUGGAAUCUCAGGAAUAAACGUUAAUAUAACUCAUAAAUCUGCAUCUGCUAUUGAUAUUUUAUUUUCUGAAGAAGUUGGUUGGAUAUUGGAAGUUGAUCAGAAAUAUCAAGAUGAAACGAUAAAAAUGUUUCAAAGCUAUGGAGUUCCAAUAUAUUUAAUCGGAAAGUCUGUGGGUCUUGGAAUGAGUUCAAAGAUAGUUGUUAAAGUUCGAAAUGACAUUGUAUUGAACACUACAGUGAUUGAUUCGAUGAGUAUUUGGGAAGAAACUAGUUAUCAGCUAGAACGCCAUCAAACAAACAUUACUUGUGCCUUGGAAGAAUUUUCUAAGCUAAAGGAACGAACUAUUCCAGCCUAUCGUUUGAGUUUUGACCCUGUCAGAUCUAAUUCGAUAUUAAAGGAUUUAUCAGAGCGUAUCAGAGUAGCCGUCAUAAGAGAAGAGGGUAUUAAUGGAGAUAGAGAGAUGGCAGCUUCGCUGUUGGAAGCCGGUUUUGAUGUUUGGGAUGUUACAAUGCAAGAUUUGUUAGAAAACCAAGUUACUUUGGAUCUGUUUAGAGGUGUUAUCUUUCCCGGCGGUUUCAGCUAUGCCGAUGUUUGUGGUUCUGCUAAGGGAUGGGCAGCCAGUUUCCUCUUUCAUCCAUCUUUACGUGAGCAAUUACGACGAUUUGUUGUUCGUGAAAAUACUUUCAGUUUGGGUGUUUGCAAUGGUUGUCAAUUGAUGAGUCUAUUAGGCUGGGUAGGCGACGAGGAUACUGAAGACAAACCAGGAAUUUGUUUAGAUCAUAAUCUGUCAGAAAGAUUUGAGUGCAGGUGGACCACUGUUAAAAUUGAGAAAUCGCCCUCGAUCAUGUUAAAAGGCAUGCAGGAUAGCGUGCUAGGUGUGUGGGUAGCUCAUGGAGAAGGGAGAUUUACUUUUCGAGAAGAAGUUUUGAAAACUCUUGAGCGGAAUAACUGUUUACCAAUCAGGUACACAGACGAUUAUGGCAAUCCGACUGAAUGUUAUCCUAUGAAUCCUAAUGGUAGUAUAAAUGGCAUUGCUGCUAUUUGUUCUAAAAAUGGACGACACUUAGCAAUGAUGCCACAUCCAGAAAGGUGUACUCAAAUGUGGCAAUGGCCUUGGAAACCAUUAGAAUGGAACUACAAAGCUUCACCAUGGCAACGACUUUUCGAUAAUGCGUAUAAGUGGUGCCAAGAAUACAAUUAAAAAGUUCAUUAUCAAAUUCAAUACAUAUUUAAUCAAAAAACUUUAUUAUAAUGUACUUUAACACUGUUCAUGUAUUUUUCUGUCUAAUAAAAUUUAUAAUGUAUACUUAAAAAAAUAUGAAUGUGUACAGUUAAACUUAUGUUAAAUAGAAUAUUGUCAUGGAUUGA
Molecule: messenger RNA, 2115 nt
Organism: Vollenhovia emeryi
Lineage: Eukaryota; Metazoa; Arthropoda; Insecta; Hymenoptera; Formicidae
Product: phosphoribosylformylglycinamidine synthase-like
Exons: 2
Source: RefSeq, a predicted model, not a curated record